This is a messenger RNA of Emiliania huxleyi CCMP1516, 756 nucleotides long. RefSeq lists its product as hypothetical. Lineage: Eukaryota; Haptophyta; Isochrysidales; Noelaerhabdaceae. The annotation marks the transcript as partial. The transcript is spliced from 2 exons. The record is from RefSeq and is a predicted model, not a curated record.
AUGCCGGUGGCGGGCCCUUCCGUAGUCGCGGCGACAGCGGUCGACGCUGUCGCCGCUGCUCCCGAGCCCGACAUGGCCCGGCUGCAGCGGGACGGCUUCCCGCCUGGCUUGGCGUUUGAGAUGCACAAGUCGUCGCAAGCCUUCCCGCUGCGCAUCUGGGUGGUGGACAACAGUGGCUCGAUGAAUGCGGGCGGCGGCUCGCGCAUCGUCAAGAGCGGUGGCAAGCUCGCCCGCGUCGGCGCCACCCGCUGGCAGGAGCUCGGAGACGCCGUGGUGAUGGCCGCCACCGUGAGCGAGACGCUGGGCGCACGGACUGACUUUCAGCUCCUCAACCCCACGCCCGCCGGCCAGACCUUCAGCGUCUGCGCGGGCGGAGGCAGCCACCUGCCCGUCCCCGCGGGCGUGGCUUGCGACGUCCCGAGGCUCAAGCAGGUGAUGGGCGACUCUCCGCGCGGCACCACGCCGCUCACCGAGGCGGUCGAGAAGAUCCUGGCCAACCUCUCGCCCGCCGCGGACAAGCUGCGAGCGCACGGCCAGCAAGUGGUUGUCGUGCUGGCGACCGACGGCCUGCCCAACGACGCCAGCUCCUUCCUCGCCGCGCUGCAGCGGCUGCAGCGGCUGCCCGUCUGGAUGGUGGUGCGGCUGUGCACGGACGAGGACUCCGUCGUCGACUACUGGUCGAACCUCGACCGCUCCCUCGAGGCGCCGCUCGAGGUGCUCGACGACCUCAAGGGCGAGGCGGAGGAGAUCGCGAAG